AUGGCUUCUUCUUCAUCAAAACAGCUAUGGGAGUAUCUCCAAGAGCAACAGAAGCCUUUUGUGCUAGACGCUUACCUUUCAGAACGAAAGAUCAUGUUGAACAAGAAGCAAAAGGGACCACGCAGUUAUGAUUUGAACAAAAGAAGGAUUGAGCAGACUAGGAAGAUCCUGAAGUUGUUGCUGCUUAAGUUCACUCGCACUAGUCAAAACCAGCCAGUUUCAAGCUGCCAUAAAGCUCAGAAACACGAACCUGUUUCGAAAACAAUUGAAAAGCCCCGGCAGUUUGGAGAAAUAGAGUGGCUUCCUACAGGGAGCAGUUCAGUUGCAGUUCGUGAAUCUUUCAGAUGCAACGUUAAAGAUUCACAUUUUUAUGAAAAUCAUGCCCCUCAUCGUCCAAAAACUUCUCAACCCUUGACACAUAGCAGUUUGAAACAAAAGAUUUACUGACAAAAGUUAAGCAGGCUGCUGCAGAUAUAAAUUUUCAGUGGGAAUGCAUGGAAGAGAAUGAGCAACUCAGCCCAGUGUCAGUGCUAAAUGAACUACCAUCAAUAAACAAAGGUACAAAGAAUCAUUUAUUUCAUUUAUGAAUAACAUGGCAACUUUCUUGAUUUAUAAUUUUAGAUUAGUAGUAACCCAUCCUUACAAUGAACAGUGUCUCGCUUCCUGCCAAAACAAGAAGGAAAAGCUGCAUCAGCUUCAAGCACCGUUUUGAGUAGAAAUGCUGAGGAAGACAACAUGCUCUCAGCUUUCUUGUGCGACUUACUAGUUAAAUCAUUGAUUGAAAAGCAUAGCCUUGCUGGUUUCGCAGAUUUACAGGAGGUUGUUGGGCCUGCUUUUUCUCAGCACCUGAAAAACAAUAGGGUCUUACGGCAAAACAUGCAGCUACUUUUUGAUUGUGUAAACGAAGCCAUAGAAGUACAUAGAAGGAUGCACAGAAGAAAGCAGCACGCUCAAGAAUUCAAAAGUCUACAAGAGCUUGGGAAAAUCAUCUGCGAGCAAAUUUGCUCAUGGGGAAAACAAGAAGCAACCGAACAAAUAAAUAUUAAUGUAUCUAGCACAGUAGAAUAUGGCCGUUAUUCGCAGCAGAGGAUAGGGACUGAGAUAGGAGACGCUAUAUUGAAUGAAAUAAUUCAGGAAGUGCUUGAUUUA
This is a messenger RNA of Populus trichocarpa (black cottonwood), 1149 nucleotides long. RefSeq lists its product as uncharacterized. The transcript is spliced from 2 exons. The coding region runs from base 1 to 447 and encodes 148 amino acids. Lineage: Eukaryota; Viridiplantae; Streptophyta; Magnoliopsida; Malpighiales; Salicaceae. The record is from RefSeq and is a predicted model, not a curated record.